AUGAUGAUGAUGGUAUACGUAUAUAUUCUUCUUCUUCUUCCUGUGCCCCUGUUUAGCCUAUACAACUGCACCCUGGAGCCGGAGGUGGGUCCAUGCCGAGGUUCCUUUCAGCGCUUCUUCUACAACAUCAACACUGCCCAGUGUGAAGUCUUCAACUAUGGUGGUUGUCAAGGCAACGCCAACAACUUCGAGGAAGUUGAAGCUUGCCAGGCUUUCU
Messenger RNA from Candidula unifasciata, 217 nucleotides. Lineage: Eukaryota; Metazoa; Mollusca; Gastropoda; Stylommatophora; Geomitridae. The record is from the annotation of a GenBank genome assembly.